AGGCCCAGUAAACUAGACCAGCAAGGCUAAAAGCCGAAAGGGUUGCAGUGAGUGAAACUGGAAUUUUUUUGGCCUGUCUCAAGAAUCCCGUUUUUCUCUCCAGUGACUCCAGCUUUCCCGGAUAUGGAUUCAUCUACUGGUCAGGAAUUCAAGAUAAUCUUGGGAUCAUCUUCUGUUGCCCGUAAAAAGAUUUUAGCAGACAUGGGGUUUGAAUUCACAACUAUGUCUGCAGAUAUAGAUGAAAAGGCCAUUCGUAAAGAAAAGCCUGAAGAUUUGGUUACGGCUCUUGCUGAGGCAAAGGCAAAUGCCAUAGUGGGAAAACUCAAGAAUGUUGAAAACCAGGAGAAGGAUGCCAAGCCUACACUUGUGAUAGCGGCUGAUACUGUAGAAAAUGUCCAACCAAAGCGUCAUGGCAAAGAGGAUGCAGAACCCACCCUGCUUAUUACUUGUGAUCAAGUGGUGGUGUAUGAAGGCAUGAUAAGAGAAAAGCCUUCCAGUGAAGAAGAGGCACGUGAAUUCAUAAAAGGUUAUUCUGGUUCGCAUGCUGCUACUUUGAGUUCUGUUCUUGUGACAAACCUUAGCACUGGAUUAAGAAAAGGGGAUUGGGACAAAGUGGAGAUUCAUUUCCAUGAUAUUCCAGAACAGAUAAUAGACAACCUGAUAAAAGAAGGGAAUGUACUAAAUGUAGCUGGUGGACUGAUUAUUGAACAUCCUCUGGUUUUGCCAUAUGUGAAAGAAGUGGUUGGUGGAACUGAUAGUGUAAUGGGACUCCCGAAAGAGCUCACUAGAAGACUAAUGAAGGAGGUUCUAUAGGUUAAAUCUUUGACUCCUUGAUUCUUGACCUGCUGUCAAAUGUAUGCUUCGGAAAAUGUAUGAUUGUUCCAUUGUCUGCUUCAUAUGCCAGUGAAUGCUAAAACAUUUCAGUUUCUUGAGUAAACAUUGCUAAAAAAAACUUGAUCCUUAACUCCUUUGAUGAAAUUCUAGUUUUCUUGUCUA
Sesamum indicum (sesame) is the source of this 996-nucleotide messenger RNA. RefSeq lists its product as uncharacterized. NCBI's taxonomy places the organism in Eukaryota, Viridiplantae, Streptophyta, Magnoliopsida, Lamiales, Pedaliaceae. Gene Ontology annotation, molecular function: nucleoside triphosphate diphosphatase activity. The record is from RefSeq and is a predicted model, not a curated record.